AUGACAGACGAAGACGAAAUGACGCGUUUGAUGUCUCCAGAUGAAAUGGAUUAUUUGCUGGAAACGACGGGAAUUAACGUAUUGGAAGGAAUUAUCAAACAAGACGAUAAUGCCGAUAUUGAUGCCGAUAUUGAUGGAACUGCGGAGAACAAUGGUCGUGUUUCUGUACGGUAUGGUUCCCCCAGUAUUUUGAGUGUUGCCAAGAGCAUUGAGGGAGAGCAUGGACGCAGAAAGCUUUUUUGCUUGUAUGGUAUUGUUAUGAUUAUAUGUAUUGCGGAAUCUAUAUCUAUGACGGCUACAAUACCGCUGGUAAUGGAUAAAGUGGCCGAGGGAAUUGCAGAUGAAGAUGGACAUUAUGAUGCCGUAACUGUACAGAUGAUAGUCUCCAGUAUUUCUUCCUCUACUAUGAUGAUAGCUGGAGCAAUCAGCAUUUUUAUGGCAGGUAAAUGGGGAGAAUUAUCCGAUAGGAUAGGUAGAGUUCGCGUUUUCAAAUACAUGAGCGGUAUCAGAAUCAUUGGACUUUUGACGCACGUGUUUACUCUAUCAUCCAAGAUGAGGUACCAUAAAUGGGCCAUUAUUCUUACUGCCUGUAUUGUCCCAUCAUUCGGCGGGUUAUUUGCAUUAGUGGCAAAUGGGAAUAGUUACGUGUCAGAUGUAGUGAAAACUGAACAUAGAAUGGUGACAAUAGGGAUAAUGAUGAGCUGUAUCUAUGCCACCAUGGGUGUAGGUCCCAUGCUUGGAUCUUUCCUAGUCAAGUGGACCCAUGGCAAUGGUUUUAUCCCCAUCUACACAGCUAUAGUAUUCGUCACGCUAGCGCUCAUAAUAUGUGAAACUCUCAUGGUGGAACCCCGUCAUGAAACUCAGCUGGCCCUUUCGCAGUCAAGUUAUACCAAGAGGAGGGAAAAACUAAGAUCACAAUCAGGUUCUGACGAUACACGAAAGUAUCAAUCUAUUACUUAUAGUAAAUUCCAAAUAAGGAGGCUAAUGGAUCUGCUCGCUCCAGUAAAAAAACUGUGGCUGAAACCAGACAGCACAGGUUCUUUAGUGCCGCGGCAAACUGUUAUAUUACUCGUGGUACUCGAUAUAUUAUUCGUCUGCGGUACGACGUCAUGUAUGCCAGCAUUGGUUUUAUUCUCUACAUACGAAUACAAGUGGCAUGCGGUGGAGUUGGGCUAUUUCAUAUCAAUAUUGGGUAUUGGGAGAGGUAUUGUUUUACUGAUCGUGUCGCCUGCGUUACUAUAUGUGCUGAAACGAAUUUAUCAACAUUUGAACCAUUCAAUAGAUAAGAUAGACAUCUUUUGUAUCCGAUUUUCUAUGAUAGUCAUAACACUGAGUCUCUUCGUCAUGAUACAAUUUGGCCAGAAAAGUUCCACUUCGAUGGUGGUCUUUGCUCUUUUACAAGCACUAAGCGCCUUUUGCUCACCAACUUUGCAAUCGGGUAUCAUUAAAUAUACCUCAAAAAACCAUACGGGUGAGAUGUUCGGAGCAAUGGCCUUGGUAAGAUCAUGCGUUAUGCUUAUCAUUCCGCCCGUCCUGCUUGAGUUGUACGGCAGCACAGUCUCCGUCAACCCCAGCCUGUUUAUGUAUAUACCGUUCUCAACAAGUAUUGUUGCCAUCUUCUUGACAUUUUUCCUGAGGAUUUACAGUCACCCCCCACUGAACGAUUCUUAG
This is a messenger RNA of Saccharomyces kudriavzevii IFO 1802, 1671 nucleotides long. RefSeq lists its product as uncharacterized. Gene Ontology annotation, biological process: transmembrane transport. Gene Ontology annotation, molecular function: transmembrane transporter activity. The transcript has a single exon. Bases 1 to 1671 code for a protein of 556 amino acids. NCBI's taxonomy places the organism in Eukaryota, Fungi, Ascomycota, Saccharomycetes, Saccharomycetales, Saccharomycetaceae. The record is from RefSeq and is a predicted model, not a curated record. Gene Ontology annotation, cellular component: membrane.